UUUAGAUGUCGCUGCAGAGGCAGAACUUGUCGAUCAGGCAAAGGACAGGAAAAGGAGGAGGAUCCGGGGAGAUCAUGGCCGAAGAAGAAGAAGAAAACUCGCAAACUCGCCAAGGUUUGCAGGAACUGGUUGACCAGCUGUACCAUUUUCGAGAUCAUUACUUUGAGAGCCACAGUGUAGAAGAUGCUGGGAAAAAACAGCAGGAUGUGCGAGAGAAGAUGGAAAAGACUCUUCAGCAAAUGGAAACAAUGGAAGGCCUCUCUAAGGGUCGGGCUCAGACCCUGAUGCUGAAGGGAAAAGCUUUGAAUGUGUCUCCAGAUUACAAUGCCCAGGCUGAAGAGCUGCUUUCCAAAGCCGUCAAGCUUGACCCAGAACUGGUGGAAGCCUGGAAUCAGCUGGGGGAGGUUUACUGGAAAAAGGGUGACGUCUCUGCUGCCCACACAUGCUUUUCGGGAGCUCUCAGUCAUUGCAAGAACAAGGUCUCGCUGCAGAAUCUCUCUAUGGUCCUCCGUCAGUUGCGCACAAGCUCUCCCGACGAUCAUGCUCAGAACGUGAUGGACAGCGUGCGGCAGGCUAAACUAGCUGUGCAGAUGGAUGUGCGCGAUGGCCGCUCCUGGUAUGUUCUGGGCAAUGCCUACCUCUCCUUAUUCUUCAAUACCGGGCAGAACCCCAAGAUCUCCCAGCAAGCAUUGAGUGCCUAUGCCCAAGCAGAGAAAGUGGACCCUACUGCAUCUUGCAAUCCUGAUCUACACCUGAAUCGAGCUACGCUGCAUAAAUAUGAAGAAAACUACAUGGAAGCGCUGGAGGGUUUUGCACGGGCCGCAGCUCUUGACCCAGCUUGGUCCGAACCACGGCAAAGAGAGCAGCAGCUCCUAGAUUUCCUAGGCAGGCUAACUAGUCUCCUGGAAAACAAGGGAAAGGUAAAAGGCAAGAAGCUGCAAAGCAUGAUAGGAAGCCUGCGUCCCUCCCAACUGGGCCCUUGUGGUGACGGCCUUUAUCAGGGGCCCUCGGGUCAGAAGGUGGAACUAGAGCAGCGGCCCCUCAGUGCUUUACGGCCUGGUGCUAACUCCGGCACAGUUGUGCUGGGAAAGGUGCUAUUCAGCCUGACCACAGAAGAAAAGGUGCCCUUUACGUUUGGCCUGACCGACUCCUUCGACGGCCCUUGUUUUGCUGUUACUGUUUACAACAUGGCACAAAGCUGGGGGGUUCUGAUUGGAGACUCUGUGGCCAUUCCUGAACCUCAUCUUCGGCACCAUCACAUCCAGCAUCAAGGCAAGAGUUUCGAUUUCUCUGGCAUCCGGGUGGAAACCCCUUUGCUGCUGGUGGUGAAUAGCAAAGUGCAAGGAGCCCAGAGCCAGGCUGCUGCCACUGUGGCCUACCAGGCACAGAGCGAAUGAGGACGCGAUGGAGGAGAAAAGAGUUUGCAAAGAGAGAACUGCUCCCUCCCUCCAGCGGUGCUUGGUCCCUGCUACCUCUCAGAAGAUGUUAACCCAGGCAUGUGCAAACUUUGGCCCUCCGGGUGUUUUGGACUUCAACUCCCACAAUUCCUAACAGCCCGAAAGACACACAACAACCCAGCCGGUAGGCUGUUAGGAAUUGUGGAGUUGAAGUCCAAAACACCCGGAGGGCCAAAGUUUGUACAUGCAAAAUCUUUUUUUUUAAACUUAUAACAUUUCUGGGCAUUAGAAAAUGGAGUAAGAGAAGCAGAGAAAAGGGUCGCAGGGGGCGUAACCCCCACUUAGGCUUUUAACCCUCUUGUUUUGUUCCUUGUCAAUUCCACAGCAACUGACCCUGUGCCUUAAUCCAUUGCUGUAUUAAAGUUAUGCUUCCUGAGCCAGGUUAAAGGCUUUCCUAGCCACGUUGCUUCUCUUUUUCUCUGACCCUUCCCAUUGGGAACCGUCGGCCCAUUUUAUUUGAACGUAGGCACUCACUUUCCUUGCGCUCUUCUGUUUGUUUAUCUUUGUGUGUGUGUUUUUGUAAGCUCCAUUGGGUUGAAUCCCAUCUGAGUCAUAUUUAUUGGAAAUACCACUGAAGACAGUACUGAAAUGCCAGUGUUUUCAGUGGGUCUGCUGUAAAUGUGACGAACCAGGAUCCAAUCCGAUGUAUUUUAUUUUGUAUAUAUAGGCAAUAAUAAUAUCCAUAUUUAUUUGGUAAAAUGAUGAGAUUGUUUCUGUAAUUUUAUAUAUAAUUUUCCAGAUUUCUGGCCUUUUUUCCCCCUUGCCCCUACCAAUAAAUUGUAUUUGUUACCA
Messenger RNA from Anolis carolinensis (green anole), 2249 nucleotides. It is a transcript of the gene ttc5, whose product is annotated as tetratricopeptide repeat domain 5. Gene Ontology annotation, molecular function: protein binding. The coding region runs from base 6 to 1397 and encodes 463 amino acids. NCBI's taxonomy places the organism in Eukaryota, Metazoa, Chordata, Lepidosauria, Squamata, Anolidae. The record is from RefSeq and is a predicted model, not a curated record. The transcript is spliced from 10 exons.